AUGGCUUUGGAACCCAUCAAUUGUACCACCCACUCGAGGGAAAUCGAGGAACAGUAUUUGAAAAUCGUCAGAGGCAGCGACGCAGAUACCACAUGGUUGAUUAUUUCACCAAACUCGAAGAAGGAAUAUUUCCCUGAAAGCACCGGUGCAGACUUUGCCGAAUUCUUGCAAUCAUUCGAUGAGACAAAGGUCCAAUUUGGGCUUGCUCGUGUCUCACCACCCGGUUCAGACGUUGAGAAAUUGAUCCUGGUCGGUUGGUGUCCUGAUUCGGCACCAAUGAAACCAAGAGCUUCAUUUGCCUCUAAUUUCGCAACUGUGGCUAAUCAAGUCUUGAAGGGGUACCAUAUUCAAGUUACCGCUAGAGAUGAAGAUGAUUUGGAUGAAGAUGAACUUUUGUCCAGAGUCUCCAAUGCAUCCGGUGCUCGUUAUUCCAUUCAAACUUCCUCAGGUGCCAAUGCUAAACCAAAACCAAAGCAACACACUAUACCAAAGAAGCAGACUCCACCACCAUCAAAACCAGCGGUUCAUGAAAAACCAAUCGUGGAAAAGUUUGAAAGAGCCGCCAAGCAAAAUAGCAAUGAAGAUGAUUGGGAUGAACCAGAAGUGGAAGAACGUGAUUUUGACAAGCAACCAUUGAAACCAAAUCAAUCCACUUAUAAACCUGUCGGUAAGAUUGAUUUACAAAAAGUCAUUCAAGAAGAGAACGCUAAGGAGGAUCCACGUCUGGUUCACUCCGUUGCUAACGGUAAGAUAGAUCCUAAAUCUGAUAUAGCUAAUUUGAAAGAACAAUCAAAAUUAAAGAGAGAUGCUGAAUUUAAUAAUUUCUUAGGAAAAUCGCCAUUACCAGUUAAUGAGUUUAAGAAGGAUGAUGAUAAAGUCAUCAAAGGGUUCAAGACUGAAAAGACACCUGCACAAUUAUGGGCUGAAAAGAAAGCUGCUGCAAAUAAGAAUAAGGCACCUGUAGAACAAAACCGUGAAGAUGAUGAAAAACACGAUACUAACGAACAAGAUGAUGAGGACGAACAUGACGUUAGAGAUUUGAAAUCUAAAUUCGAAAGUAUGGCUACAACAACCGAUGAACCACAAAUCAUUCAUCCAAAACCAUUCUCCAAGCCAACUCCUGCCAGAGAGGAACAAGAAGUUGAACCACCAAAGAAGAAGGAUAUUAAACAAUUUGGUACUCCACUACCUGGAAUGCAUACUGAAGUAUCUGAAGAUGAACAACAAAAUGAUGAUAACGAUGAUGACUGGAGUGAUGAUGAGGAUCAGGGAAAUGCAAGGAAGCCAGCUCCAUUACCUGCAAGGAAUAUUCCUCCUGUAAGAGCUAACAAGGAAGAAGAAGAAGAAGAAAAAAAGAGAGCAUCUCCACCACCUCCAUCCUUACCUACAAGAAAUGAAGAACCGGAAGAAGAAGAGGAAGAGCCAACACCAUCCCUUCCAAAGAGAAACAAUAUAGCAAGAGCUGAACCAGAAGAAGAAGAAGAAGAGGAAGAAGAAGAAGAGGAAAAGGAAGAAGAACCAACUCCUUCUCUACCUUCUAGAAACACCGAGGCUGUCCCACCACCUCCACCAAGAAGAUCUGCUGAACCAGAAAAGAAGAAGGAGGAACCAUGGGCCAUUGCAGAAUAUGAUUAUGAAGCAGGUGAGGAUAACGAACUGACCUUUAGCGAAAAUGACAAGAUCAUAAAUAUUGAAUUUGUUGAUGACGAUUGGUGGUUAGGAGAACUGGAAAGUUCAGGUGAGAAGGGUUUAUUCCCAAGCAAUUAUGUCUCCCUAGGUAACUAG
Naumovozyma castellii is the source of this 1785-nucleotide messenger RNA. It is a transcript of the gene ABP1, whose product is annotated as Abp1p. The record is from RefSeq and is a predicted model, not a curated record. The transcript has a single exon. The coding region runs from base 1 to 1785 and encodes 594 amino acids. Lineage: Eukaryota; Fungi; Ascomycota; Saccharomycetes; Saccharomycetales; Saccharomycetaceae.